Molecule: messenger RNA, 1254 nt
Organism: Puma concolor (puma)
Lineage: Eukaryota; Metazoa; Chordata; Mammalia; Carnivora; Felidae
Source: RefSeq, a predicted model, not a curated record
AUGAGUGCAUUGCCCACAGCCCGCCUGGUGGCAGGUCUGGAGGACGUACAGGUAUACGACGGGGAAGAUGCGGUCUUCUCCCUGGAUCUUUCCACCAUCAUCCAGGGCACCUGGUUCCUUAACGGGGAAGAGCUCGAGAGUAACGAGCCAGAGGGCCAGGUGGAGCCUGGGGCCUUGCGAUACCGGAUAGAGCAGAAAGGCCCACAGCACAGACUCCUCCUGCAGGCUGUCAGGCACCAGCACAGCGGGGCACUCGUUGGCUUCAGCUGCCCCGGUGUGCAGGACUCGGCCGCCCUCACCAUCCAAGAGAGCCCGGUGCACAUCCUGAGCCCCCAGGACAAGGAGUCGUUGACCUUCACGACCUCGGAGCGGGUGGUGCUGACCUGUGAGCUCUCCCGGGCGGACUUCCCAGCGCGCUGGUACAAGGACGGGCAGGAGGUAGAGGAGGGCGAGUCGCUGGUGGUGAAGAUAGAUGGGCGCAAGCACCGCCUGAUCCUGCCGGCCGCCGAAGUCCGAGACAGCGGCGAGUUUGAGUGCAGAACAGAAGGCGUCUCAGCCUUCUUCAGUGUCACCGUCCGAGACCCCCCGGUGCAUAUCCUGGACCCCCAGGAGCACGUGUUUGUGCAUGCCAUAACCUCUGAGUGUGUCAUGCUGGCCUGUGAGGUGGACCGAGAGGAUGCACCCGUGCGCUGGUACAAGGAUGGGCAGGAGGUGGAGGAGAGUGACUUUGUGGUGCUGGAGAAGGAGGGGCCCCACCACCGGCUGGUGCUGCCUGCCGCCCAGCCCCCCGACGGGGGCGAGUUUCAGUGCGUCGCUGGAGAUGAGCGUGCCUACUUCACCGUCACCAUCACAGAUGUCUCCUCGUGGAUCGUGUACCCCAGUGGCAAGGUGUAUGUGGCGGCCGUGCGCUUGGAGCGUGUGGUGCUGACCUGUGAGCUGUGCCGGCCGUGGGCCGAGGUGCGCUGGACCAAGGACGGUGAAGAGGUGGUGGAGAGCCCCGCAUUGCUCUUGCAGAAGGAGGACACCGUCCGCCGCCUCGUGUUGCCUGCCGUCCAGCUGGAGGACUCUGGCGAGUACUUGUGUGAAAUGCGUGGCAGGUCAGCAGCCUCCUUCACGUCACUUAUCUGGUAGUCUUACCAAAGUCAGGACAGUUCAAAUAACAAUCCGGAGUUAUGCGUCCUCUUGAAAAAGCCGAAGACCCGGCGGCUCUGGUCCCGAUUCCCCCCAUGGCGACGAACAGCUGGUGCUGAGUAG